This is a messenger RNA of Camelina sativa (false flax), 1338 nucleotides long. NCBI's taxonomy places the organism in Eukaryota, Viridiplantae, Streptophyta, Magnoliopsida, Brassicales, Brassicaceae. The record is from RefSeq and is a predicted model, not a curated record.
AUGGCUAAAGAUUUAAGGUGGCAUUUCAGUAACAAGAUCAACGAUGGGAAGAUACAUCAUCCAGUAGAUUCUGUGACGUGGGAUCAAAUGAAUGAUAAAUACCCAUCAUUUGCUUCUGAACCAAGGAACAUCCAUCUUGGACUGUCCACAAAUGGAUUUAAUCCGUUUAUCAUGAAGAAUACAAGGUAUAGCUCUUGGCCGGUCUUGCUGGUGAACUAUAAUUUGUCUCCUCACCUAUGUAUGACGAAGGAGAACAUCAUGCUUACCUUGUUGAUUCCAGGUCCACAUCAACCGGGAAAUAUCAUUGAUGUCUACUUAGAACCUCUUAUUGAGGAUCUAGUGCAUUUGUGGAGCAAUGGAGAAUUGACAUAUGAUGUUUUUAGUAAAACGACGUUUACACUUAAGGCAAUGCUUCUUUGGACUAUAAGUGAUUUUCCAGCUUACGGGAAUCUGGCUGGCUGCAAAGAGCUGCCAGUAAGACACAAUUUAGACGUAAUGCAUGUGGAGAGAAACGUGGCUGCAAGUAUUGUCUCGACACUGUUACAUUGUGGAAAAUCAAAAGAUGGUAUUAAUGCUCGGAAAGAUCUUGAAGUUCUAGGCAUCAGAAAGGAUUUACACCCUAAAUCCCAAGGUAAAAGAACGUACCUUGCCCCAACACCUUGGUCUUUGUCAAAGGCAGAGAAGAAAAUCUUUUGUCAACGACUAUUUGACUUCAAAGGACCGGAUGGAUAUUGUUCUAAUAUAUCGAGAGGUGUAACCUUAGAUGAUUGCAAGAUCACAGGACUCAAAUCUCACGAUUAUCACGUUUUAAUGCAACAAGUUCUCCCAGUUGCAAUUAGAGGUUUAUUAACUAUAGGUCCUAGGUUGGGUAUCACACGAUUGUGCACAUUCUACCACAAUUUGUGUCAGCGUGUGAUUGAUAGAGAGGAAAUUUCAGUAAUGGAAGCUGAAGUUGUGGAAACACUCUGCAUGUUUGAACGAUUUUUCCCUCCAACUUUCUUUGAUAUUAUGGUGCACUUGACGAUAUUCAUAGUUUUCGUUCUGACUAGGUACAUGAAAAUUUUGAAAGACUAUGUAAGAAAUCGAGCAAGACCAGAAGAUUGUAUAGCUGAGUCAUACCUUGCAGAUGAAAGCAUGAAGUUUUGCAGUGAAUUUCUGAAGAAGACAACAAAAGUAGAAGAGAAGCUUGAUAGAAAUACAGAAUAUGAAAGCAAGUCCAUAUUAAAGGGUCGUCCAAUAUCAGCAGCAACGUCUAUGGAGCUUACUGAAUCAGAGAGACAGAUUAUCCAUCUUGCAGUGAUACAAAACACCGCUGUGGUGGAGCCAUAUGUGGAGUAA